Messenger RNA from Fraxinus pennsylvanica, 570 nucleotides. NCBI's taxonomy places the organism in Eukaryota, Viridiplantae, Streptophyta, Magnoliopsida, Lamiales, Oleaceae. The record is from the annotation of a GenBank genome assembly.
AUGGCUUCCACUGUACGUAAAAUAUAUCUAGUCGUUGUUCUAGUAGUCAUGCUUUGGGUUGGUACCGAAGCUCAAUCAGGCUGCUCGAGGGCUCUUGUGGGCUUAUCCCCGUGUCUCAACUAUGUUAGCGGAAAUUCAUCGACUCCAUCCUCGACGUGUUGCUCACAGCUUUCAAGUGUAGUCCAGUCGCAGCCGCAGUGUCUAUGCUCGUUGUUGAAUGGUGCUGCUUCCUCAUUAGGCAUCACGAUAAAUCAAACUCUAGCCCUUGCAUUACCCAAUGUUUGCAAUGUACAAACACCUUCACUUAGCCGGUGCAGUGACGCAAACGGAGGAACAACUGCUGCUACCCCAGCUAGUUCUCCUGCCGAAUCUCCAGAUGAUUACGCUGAUGAUGUGCCUGAUGUUACGACCACACCAUCAGAUUCAGAUAUUCCAUCAGGAACAGGGUCUAAAACAAUUCCCAAAACAGACGGUGCCUUUGUUGGAGGAAGCAACAUAAAAACGCCAUUCAAUUUUGUUGGCGUCCUUCUUUUCGUUGCAUCAUGUGCUUUGUCUGCCACGGAAUUUUGA